AUGGCGCUUCCGCGGCAACAGGCAACGCUGAUUUCGAGGAGGACUACCAUGAUCGACGCACUGGGUCGGGCAGAGGCGUUCAUUCAAACCUACGACGAACAACGUGACCAGGCGCAGGUGCCCAUUCGCCUGGAAUACCUAAACAGCAUGUGGGCUACUCUGGAAGAGGUGCAGGCGCAGCUGGAGGAUUCCGAAGAAGCUGAGGAAGGUAGGCAAUCCCAUCGUGACGUCCGUGCUUCCUUCGAGCCUCGACUCUUUAAAAUUAAAGCCGAUCUUAUCGCAAAACUUCCUGUUAUUAUUCAAAACGCUCGUAUCCCUGAUUCUGGUCCAAAUGUUUCCGCUCUGUCCGGGUUAAAAUUGCCAACGAUAUCGCUUCCUGAGUUCGAUGGGGACUACAUGCAGUGGCUAGGCUUCCAUGAUACGUUCUUGGCGUUAAUCCACUCUAAUGCCGACGUACCGGCGAUUCAGAAGUUCCAUUAUCUGAGGGCAGCUUUAAAGGGCGAAGCUGCGCAACUGAUCGAGUCCAUCGGGAUUAGUUCAGCCAAUUACAACCUAGCAUGGCAAGCGUUGGUCGAUCGUUAUGCUAACAACUACUUGUUGAAAAAGCGGCAUCUCCAGGCACUCUUCGACAUUCCAUCGGCCAGAAAGGAAACUGCUACUUCACUUCACACCCUGGUGGACGAGUUUCAACGACAACCAACGGGCUCCUGGAGCAGUAUUCUCGAACAUCUUCUGUGUACCAAGCUUCCCGAUGAAACAGUCAAAGCAUGGGAGGAUUAUGCAUCAACCAAUAAUGAUCCGAAUUAUGAGUGUUUAAUCGACUUCCUCCAGCGUCGAAUGCGAGUUUUGGAAUCCAUUCUGGUGAAUCAUCAUCAAAACUCUUUAUCAUCGUUUGGUUCUGUUCAUGCUUCCAAAAGGCCAUCGCCAGGUUGUUUGACCCGCUCGGUCUAA
Messenger RNA from Armigeres subalbatus, 951 nucleotides. RefSeq lists its product as uncharacterized. Lineage: Eukaryota; Metazoa; Arthropoda; Insecta; Diptera; Culicidae. Bases 1 to 951 code for a protein of 316 amino acids. The transcript has a single exon. The record is from RefSeq and is a predicted model, not a curated record.